GUAGGCUACAAAGCAGCAUUUUCUACAUUUAAAUAAACACAUUCACGUUAACACAUAGAUAUCUGUACAAAUUGUACAUAUCUGUCAGAGUUUUAAAGAGGCGCAAUGAAGAAGGCGGUGCUAUUUCUGGCUGUGGCUCUCACUGUUUCUGUAGACUGCACCUUGAAGGAGUUCUUUCAAACUGGGCUCUUGCUAAACUGGACAGAAUCAGUGGAGGCAUGCAGACAGAACGUCACUGAACUGGUCACCAUGCAAAGUGAAGAGGAAUACCAGGAGUUUUGGUCAUACAUUAAUCUUUAUGAAGGGUUGUACUGGAUUGGUCUCCAAUUCAACAGUAUCAAUAGCAAUAAUACUUGGGAAUGGGUUAAUGGAAACCCCACUACGUACAGCCACUGGGAUGUCCCUCCUACUGGUGCGGGAUGUGGAGCAUUUAACUCUUCGAGUGGUGGUUGGUUUAUAGAUAAUUGCUCAUCCAAAUUGAUGAGUGUUUGUCAAGCCCCGUACCCAGUAACAGGUUUAACUGCAGUCUCUAUGGAAAACACUGUUUCUCUGAGCUGGAGCAGUCCUUCCCAGCUGUAUGACGUCCCACACUUCUUUAUCAUAACCUACUCCAACUCCAAUUCCGACGAUGAAGGCUCAAUCAAUACAACCUCCAAUUCCAUUGUCUUCUCUAACCUGAGCCCAGGAAGACAGUACGUCUUCAAAGUCUGUACCACGGAAAACAACACGUUCCCCUGGAGCCAGCCUACCUCAACUUCAGUCUACAUAAACCCACCCCCACCUGGAAAGAUCUUGCUACACACUGUGGAAAAUGACUUGGUAUCCCUGAGCUGGGGCAAUCCUGUCGGUAUGGAUGAGAUACCACACAGCUUUAACGUCUCCUAUUCCUGCUCCUUAUUGGGACACUACGGCUGGACCACAACACCCUACAAUUCCACCACCCUCUCUAACAUGAAAAUGGAUUGCAAGUACGUCUUCAAUGUCACCACCAUGCAGGACAACGGGGGCAAGAGCACACCUGCUUCAAUAUCUUUGUACAUAAUACCACCUCCACCUGGAAAGAUAAUAUUAGGCGCUACAGAAAGUAACACGGUUUCCCUGAGCUGGGGCAGUCCUGUGGGUAUGGAUGAUAUCCCACACAGCUUUAUCAUCUCCUACUCCAACUCCUUGGAUCACUACAACUGUACCACAGCACCCUCCAAUUCCACCAACAUCUUUAACAUAAAACUGGAUUGCACGUACACCGUCAAUGUCACCACCGUGCAGGACAUUGGAGGCCAGAGCACACCUACUUCAAUGUCCUUCUACAUAGAACCAUCCCCACCUGGAGAGAUCAGGAUAGACUCUGUAGGAAACGACUCUGUUUCUCUGAGCUGGGGCCGUCCUGUCGGUAUGGAUGGGUUCCAGUACAGCUUCAACAUCACCUACUCCUGCUCCUUCUGGGGUCACAGCGGCUCCACCAGUGCACCCUCCAACUCCACUGUCAUCUCUAAACUGAGACCUGGAAGCGAGUAUGUCUUCAAUAUCACUACUGUACAGGACACAGGGAGCCAGAGCACACCUGCUUCAAUAACUCUCUACACCAAACCAUCUUCACCCGGGGAGAUAAUGAUAGUCUUUGUGGCAAGUGACUCUGUUUCCCUGAGUUGGGGCUAUUCUGUGGGAAUGGAAGAUAUUCUACACAGCUUUAACAUCACAUACUUCAGCUCCUUCUGGGGUCACCACGGCUGGACCACAGCACUGUCCAAUUCCAUCACCAUCUCUAACCUGAGAGCGGGUAGCAAGUACGUCUUCAAUAUCACCACCGUGCAGGACAACGGGGGCCACAGCACACCUGCUUCAAUAUCCCUCUUCACAAAACCGUCUUCACCUGGUGAGAUAAUGAUAAUCUCUGUGGAAAUUGACUCGGUUUCCCUGAGUUGGGGUAAUCCUGUCGAUAUGGAUGAGAUUCCACACAACUUUAACAUCUCCUAUUGCUCCUUCUGGGGUCACCACGGCUGGACCACAGCACUGUCCAAUUCCAUCACCAUCUCUAACCUGAGAGCGGGUAGCGAGUACAUCUUCAAUGUCACCACCGUGCAGGACAACGGGGGCCAGAGCACACCUACUUCAAUGUCCCUCUACCUAGACCCAAGCCCACCUGGAGCGAUCAGUGUAGACUUUGUGGGAAGCGACUCUGUUUCUCUGAGCUGGGGUAGUCCUGUCAGUAUGGAUGGGGUCCAGUACAGCUUCAACAUCACCUAUUCCUGCGUCUUCUGGGGUCACAGUGGUUCCACCAUCACACCCUCCAACUCCAUUGUCAUCUCUACCCUGAACUCUGGAAGCGAGUAUAUCUUCAAUAUCACUACUUUAAAGCCUCAGGACACAUUUUUGUAA
This is a messenger RNA of Acipenser ruthenus (sterlet), 2376 nucleotides long. RefSeq names its product tenascin-R-like. Gene Ontology annotation, molecular function: protein binding. Bases 106 to 2376 code for a protein of 756 amino acids. The record is from RefSeq and is a predicted model, not a curated record. The transcript has 10 exons. NCBI's taxonomy places the organism in Eukaryota, Metazoa, Chordata, Actinopteri, Acipenseriformes, Acipenseridae.